AUGCGAUUUCACCGCGAGAGGGGGGCAGCCAAUGGCGGCGGCGGGGCCCUUCAGCCCCAAACGGACGAUCGCGUCAAGAGGGCAGGAGGAGAGAUAAGGGAGCAGCGCCACCAACGAGAUAAGCAGCCGAUCGAGGCCAAUGGGAGGCGGCUGAUCGGUAAGUUUAAUGCGCGCGCGCCGUUAUUCAUUCAAAUCAUAAGAGGAGAGAGAAUCGGGGAAGACGAGGACAACGCUUUCGCCGAGAUGGCCACGAGUUCGAUUGGUGCACGGCGACUCCAGAAGGACAAGUACGAAACGGACGAAGGAAGGGAAGUACAGUCGAGUCGAGAGUCCAACGAAAAGAAAGAUACGCUGUGCGGUUGGAUGGAUGACGGUGCCGGUGCCGGUGCCGGUGCCACCCCGAGAGAUCUCCUGCGCUGUGUGUGCACGAAACCUUGUCUCGAAGAAGACGAAGAACAUUCUUCGCUGGCUCCACUCGCUCCAAUGGGGGAGUUACUUAAGUAG
Mollisia scopiformis is the source of this 504-nucleotide messenger RNA. RefSeq lists its product as uncharacterized. The transcript has a single exon. The record is from RefSeq and is a predicted model, not a curated record. NCBI's taxonomy places the organism in Eukaryota, Fungi, Ascomycota, Leotiomycetes, Helotiales, Mollisiaceae. The coding region runs from base 1 to 504 and encodes 167 amino acids.